AUGCGAAAAGAGCAAGGGUGGCUACACAAGCCAGAUUCGCAUAAUCUUGGGGGACCAUGCAUUGUUGCCAUGGUAAAUGCUGCACAAUUGACUUCACAUCUGAAUUGCAAAGUGAAGUAUUACGGUGCCUUCGGUAAUGACGAUACAGCAAAAAUAGUAAUCGAUGUACUGAAGAAGACUCCGAUUGAUAUAAGCAAUCUUCGUCUAUAUGACAACAGGGAAUCCUCCUGUGCAUUUUGUCUUUCAGAUCCAAACUACGCCAAUGGAGCGGGUGAGAGAUGCUUUAUUGUGGAUACUGGAGUUCUUGGCACCUUAUCUUCCGAUAUGAUUAUAAGCGAGGAUUUCUUUAAAGGCGAUAUCUUGUUUUUUGGCGCCACUGCUCUUAUGCCUCUUCUUCAUCAAGAGCUUACCUCAUUGCUUUGCAAAGGGAAGCAGAAAGGUAAAAUAAAUGUCGUGGCGACAGUUUAUGAUCAAGUCAAUGAAACCAAGCACCCACACAAACGGUGGCCAAUGGGGAAGUCUGACGACUCCUUCAAGUACAUGGACCUCCUUAUGGUUGACAUGGACGAAGCGUUGGGAAUCAGUGGUAAAACGAAUGUUAAGGAUGCCAUUGAUUUUUUUGUGGAAAAGGGAGUAAAGGCCUUUACCAUUACUCACGGAUCCAAUAAUGGUUAUGCAUGGUCGGAUGGCACGCUUUUCAAGAAGAUGGAUCUGCACACAUUCCCAAUUUGUCAAAAAAUUGUUGAUGAUAUCACUGCAAACCCGUCAAAACGAGGUGACACCACCGGUUGUGGCGAUAAUUUCUCAGGCGCCAUCCUUGCUUAUAUUGCGGAGAGCUUGGAAAAGGGUAAAACCCCUGGAGAACUUGACCUUCGUGAGGCAAUCAGCUGGGGUGUCGCUGCAGGGGGUUUCGCCUGCUUCUCUGUUGGGGGUACCUAUCUUGAGAAAGAAAAGGGGGAAAAGAGAAGGUUAAUUGAAUAUUAUCGUCGUCACUAUAUUUCUCAGAUGAAGAGCUCAAAGUUGUAG
This is a messenger RNA of Phytomonas sp. EM1, 1026 nucleotides long. The record is from the annotation of a GenBank genome assembly. NCBI's taxonomy places the organism in Eukaryota, Euglenozoa, Kinetoplastea, Trypanosomatida, Trypanosomatidae.